AAAAGAAGAAGCUGGCGCGCUCCCAUCAUCUACCUCCCUCCCUGUGCCGCCCCCAGUAGCAAGAGCUCCUCCUGCUACCUGUCCCGAACCGCCUGGUUGUCGAAGCGUAGCGCUUCCCUUUGUCGCUCGAUCGCCUGAAUAGCCCCGACGACCUCGUCCCAGAUCCCGCCAGCUGCCAUGGCAAAGACCGUCGUCAUCCUGGGCGGCGCCUACGCCGGCGUUUCGCUCGCCCACCGGCUCCUCAAGCAGACGAAGCCCCACGUCAAGGACCUCAAGGUCAUCCUUGUCUCUAAGAACAGCCACUUCUACUGGAACAUGGCCUCGGUGCGCGCCAUCGUGCCCGGCGCCCUCAAAGAGGAGCAGUACUCGAUCCCCAUCGAGCCGGGCUUCGCCAAGUACGGGCCGGACUCCUUCGAGUUCGUCGUCGGCACCGCCGAGGGCAUCGACCUCGAGGGCAAGACGGUGCGCGUCUCCGUCGCGGCCGCCGAGGGCAAGGCGGCGGCGGGCGAGCGCGCCAUCGCCUACGACCACCUCGUCCUCGCCACCGGCACCCGCAGCGUCGACGCCGCGAUGCCGUGGAAGGCGGCCGGGUCCGGCGCCGAGGUCCUCGCCGUCGUCGCCGGCCUCCAGGAGCGCGUCCGCGCCGCCAAGCACAUCGUCGUCGCCGGCGCCGGCACCACCGGCUGCGAGGUCGCCGCCGAGCUCGCCUACGCCUACGGCAAGGCCAGCAAGGCCAAGCCCGAGGACCGCAAGGAGAUCGUCCUGCUCUCGGGCGACCCCGGCGUCCUCGGCGGCGACUCGCUCGCGUCCAGCGUCGCCGCUGAGCUCGCCAAGCUCGGCGUCGAGACGCGGCCCUCCUCGCGCGUCACCGGGUCGCGCGCGCUCGAGGACGGCCGCACCGAGGUGUCGCUGGCCGGCGGCGACGCCCUCGCCACGGACCUGUACCUGCCGACGAUGGGCAUGGCGCCGAACACAGAGUACGUGCCGCCGGCGCUGCUGACGGAGCGCGGGUUCGUCGACGUGGACGAGGCGUUCCGGGCCAAGGCGGCGGGCGCCGGCGACGUGUGGGCGGCCGGCGACGUCGUGUGGAAGCCGCGCGGCAGCUUCGUGCUCACGGACAAGCAGGCGGCCGGCGUGGCCAAGAACAUCGACCUGGCGCUGCGCGGCAAGCCGCCGGUGCCCGUCAAGACCCUGCCCAUAGACGUGAUGAUGGUGGCGACGGGCCCGGAGCGCGGCGCCGGCCGCCUCGGCUCCGUCAAGGUCUUCUCCGUCUUUGUCUACCUGAUCAAGGGCAAGACCCUCGGCACCCAGCGCCUGGCCGGCUUCGUCGACGGGAGCGCCUUCUAGAGAGAUCUCAGCCGGGGGUACGUCGAAUAUGCGUCGAGACUAGAGUGGGGGGAGGAGGAGGAGUAGUAAUAUACCGACUAGAUUCGGCGGCUCAAAAGACGCAAGACGAGCGACGACGGUGAUGAAGACGAGCGCAGCCGCGGCGGCGCGCGUGGGGGGGGACGAAGGAGGGUUAAGCCGAGCCGGACGUAAUGGAGGAGGAAAACGGGGCGGGGAGCGAGAAGGAGAAGAGGACCCCUAGAUACCCACCUCUCUCUACCUCGACCUCUUUUUUUAUAUUUUUAUAUUUUCUUGAUUAGUGUCUCUUCCUCUUCUUCCGUUUCUCUACUUCCGACAAGUUGACGAAGCACGUUGUAUGACAAUGUAUCGUACGCACGCGUGUAUGUAUGUAUGAUACGGUAUGGUAUGGGACGACGGAUAAGAAGAAGAAAAGCGGCAAUAGACCUAGUCAGACG
Molecule: messenger RNA, 1802 nt
Organism: Durotheca rogersii
Lineage: Eukaryota; Fungi; Ascomycota; Sordariomycetes; Xylariales; Xylariaceae
Product: FAD/NAD(P)-binding domain-containing protein
Exons: 2
Coding region: 178-1347 (389 amino acids)
Cellular component (GO): cytoplasm
Molecular function (GO): electron-transferring-flavoprotein dehydrogenase activity; flavin adenine dinucleotide binding
Source: RefSeq, a predicted model, not a curated record